AACAAAACCAUACCUGUUUUAUCUAGCUCUAAAAAUAUAGUAAAAGUCCGGAUAUCUUUUUCGAGCCCAACCCUCUAAUGAACGCGAAAAAAGCGCAUUUAGCCAUGUUUGCGAUAACGGUCGGGAUAAUAAUAGCCUGCAUGAUUAUGAUCUCGGUGUUUGCCGGAUUUAAACAUGAGGUGGUCAAAUUCAAAACUAUGCUGGUCAGCAUGGUGAUAGUGCUGAUGUUCCAGUACCUGAUCGGGGACCCCAUCAAGUUUGUAAUCCUUGCCUUAGACAGGACAUUCUGGCCGCCAAAGAUUUAUGUACCACCUAUGAGCGAUGAAGGAUAUAAACACGAUCGCAGGGACUUCCUGAAGCAACGCCUAGGCAGCCAGAAAUCUAAUUUGGUGAUAUCAUCGCAGUACAGGAACUGGAAACUCAACGAGCAGUACAAGUUGAUUGCCCAUGAUCUUUUCACCUACGGGCAGUACUUUCUCUGCUUGAUGUGCUUGGUUCUGGUUACGCGAGAUGAAACACUCUAUCAUAAUACCAGGAUCAUCAAGGAUCUGUUUAUGUUCAAUCACACGGAUUACACGGGUCUAAAGGAGGUAUACUUUCUGAACCAGCUGUAUGACUUUAUUGAAUCCACGCUGGUGAUAGCUUUCAAUUCAAAUUCGAGUACUGGAACUGCACCUGGUUGGGUUCAUGCGGAGCAAACGGUUCUCUUGGGAGUGAUUCGAUUGCGCCAGCUGCGAGUGAUUGAUCCGGAUAUCGGCUUGGAUAAACCGGAGUUCUCGGAGAUGUACUAUAUGCCUGAUUGGCAAUUGCCGUACCGUCGACUGCACUAUGCUGAUAAGUAUUGGCGGAUCUAUGAGCCCUGGAUCCCCAUAACGGUGAGCUUCGAGUUCCUGGACGGCCUCCUAAUGAACUUUGAUCAUGUGGGCUACCUUAACAGUUAUCCGGAGCUGUCGGGCUACGUCAGUCUGCUGGCCCGGAGCACGGGGAAUAGCAUGAAGGUUUUGGACUACCUUAAUGAAUAUCACUGGCUGACCCUAAACACCUCGGCGGUGUUUAUCGACUUUACUCUGUACAACGUAGAUGUGAAUCUGUUUAGCAUUUGCACUUUGCGGGUGGAGAAGACCCCUUUUGGCGGCCUAGUGCCGGAUGUUCAGGUGGAAAGCGCCAAACUCCUGGAGAACGUAGAUCAGAUGCCCUAUUCUGGGUUACUGGCCUUGCUUAUAUAUGUGGUCGUUUUUAUUCAGUUCUCCCAGACGCUGGCCACCAAACUGUGGUACGAACCGCGACUGCUAAAAAGUAUUUGGAACAAACUGGACCUGUUUAUCUUUUUGGUGAAUCUAAUGGUGGUGGUGCUGGUGGUUCUGCGCGAGGCCUUAGUAGCCAAUAUGAUGAAGAAGGUCGAGGGUGCUAGCAAAAUGGAGUUUAUUGACUUUCGGCGACCAUCGCGCAUGCACCAGUUGACCACGAUCACGAUUGGAUUUUUAAUAUGCAUAACUACACUUAGACUAUGGCGCGUAAUGCAGUUCUCUAGUGUUUUUGAGCUAUUCACCCGGACCCUUUACUUGGCCUGGGCGGCAGUGGCCAGCACGGCCAUUGCCAUCGUUAUAUUCCUCAUGGGCUUCUGCUUCGCCGUCGUCACCAUAAAUGGUAAUAAUAGCAAGAACUUUAAUAGGUUUGUUAAGAGCAUGGUGAUGUGCAUGUGCUUUUCCUUUGGCUUCAGUGCCCAGGUGAAGCCAUCGGAAUUAUUCCAUGGCGGUAAAUGGUUGGGCAUUCUUUUGUACGGUGUUUUGGCCUUCGUCAUCAUAGUGCUUCUGAUUAAUGUUUUUGUGUCCUUGAUCAACGAUUAUUUCACCAUUGCCAAGACCAUGAGAGACUCGGAGACUGACCAUCGGAUUAAUUUCUUUGAGUUUCUGCGAGUCGAGUUUUCGGGAUUCUUUCGCUGUAUCCAGAAUUUACCCUGCUGCCGACGAAAUUACGUCCGUAACAAUCGUACGGUGGCGCAGAAUGUGAGCAGGAAACUGGAUGAAAUGGAAGCAAAAAAAGCCAUGAAGCAGAGGCAACGACGCGGUUACCAAGUGAUCCAUCGAGAAUCGAAUGACGAUGCCCAGUCGGCGUAUAAGGAUCGAGGCGAAAGGAUAAUCAACGUAGGAAAUAUCCUGAGUACACAGUUAACGUUGCUCAGCAUGCUCCUUUUUAAUGAUGAUGAAGAAGAGCAAGAUCAGCCGGAACCCCGGGAUUUUGAAACGGAUGUAGAGGGAGGAAAAACCACCGAACCAAAAAAAAAUAAGUCCGAUAAUGAAGCAGAAGCCUGAAAGUAAUUAUUUUCUAAAUAUUGAAAUGCUGUAUGUUAAAUUUAACAGGAAAACUAUAAAACUU
Drosophila subpulchrella is the source of this 2376-nucleotide messenger RNA. Its product is annotated as polycystic kidney disease 2-like 1 protein. The coding region runs from base 78 to 2312 and encodes 744 amino acids. The transcript has 2 exons. Gene Ontology annotation, cellular component: membrane. The record is from RefSeq and is a predicted model, not a curated record. Gene Ontology annotation, molecular function: calcium ion binding; calcium channel activity. NCBI's taxonomy places the organism in Eukaryota, Metazoa, Arthropoda, Insecta, Diptera, Drosophilidae. Gene Ontology annotation, biological process: detection of mechanical stimulus.